Molecule: messenger RNA, 1339 nt
Organism: Aspergillus ibericus CBS 121593
Lineage: Eukaryota; Fungi; Ascomycota; Eurotiomycetes; Eurotiales; Aspergillaceae
Product: LysM peptidoglycan-binding domain-containing protein
Exons: 1
Coding region: 428-1000 (190 amino acids)
Source: RefSeq, a predicted model, not a curated record
UGUCCGAAUGGUCGCGUUGACUCGCCAAGCUAUCGGCCUUAUCACGCUGAAGAAAUGAAUCGACCAAAAUAGCACCGCAGCCUGGGCAUCCUCACCAGGGAGUACCCGUCAUACCACCGACAGGGAAGGCUUCUACGGCUACGGAUUCUUCGCGGUCAUGAAGACAUUCACUGACGAUUGGAUGCCCAUCACCUGGUCACAUCCGGGAGACCUGGUUACUCGAUUACCCGGCCGUCCGUUGAGACCGUCUGCAGACUAGCACUCAAUACGACAUCACAAGCGCGAGCCUCGAUGCCAUCACAUCACGAUGAGAGACGGGUCAUGCCACUGAAUUCGCCCCGCUUCGCAGAUAUAUAAAGAACUCAAGAUCCCAUCUGGAUUGUCCUGACAUCCAACCCAUCAAUCCUCAGUCAAUCAAUCCAGCAAGAUGCAUCUCGCACACCUCACCAUCCUCGCUGUCGUCUCCCACCUCGCGGCGGCAGUGCUGCCCCGCGACGACAGUCCCACUACCCUCGUCGCGGUGCCCUCUGCGGCCGUCGCCAAUGCUGUGGCCACCCCCUCUCCGAUUCAGCCGGGCAUGACCAGCAACUGCAACUCUUUCCAUCUGGUGGGCACCGGGGACACCUGCACUACCAUUGCCAGCAGUGCAGGCAUCUCCCUGGCCAACUUUUAUUCCUGGAACUCCGGUGUCGGGACUGGCUGCGACACCCUCUGGCUGGGAUAUUAUGUCUGCACGGGAGUGAGUAGCACCACGACUGUACCCAGCACCACCACCACUACCACCACCACCACGACCAGCGUGGCGACCCCGUCGCCGACGCAGUCGGGGAUGGUGAGUAAUUGUGACGCGUUCUAUCUGGUGGCAACGGGUGAUACGUGCACGACGGUUGCGCAGAAGAAGGCAGUGUCGGUGACGGAUAUUGUGUCGUGGAACCCGGGUGUUGGGACUGGUUGCACGAACUUGUGGUUGGGGUAUUACAUUUGCGUGGGUGUUUAUUAGGUCCUUGGAGAUGGUGGAUUUAUUGAGGACGAGAAGAUAGUCACGAUGGAUGAGUGCUCUGGGAUUAAUCGGGCUCCUGUGGUAUGUGAACCAUGUCGGGUUGAGCUUGUCUGGGAUAGGAUGUGAGGGUAUUUAGGGUUGUCAAUAAUGUGACGCGUUGAGUUGAGACUGUCUUGAAUCACAGUCCAGUACUAUUUCGCCUUAAGAUGAUAAACCAUACUAAAGUAAGACUAAAGUGAGAUGCUCCUCAUUUAGAGUGUGACCUCUAGACUCUUACCAUAUUCACCAAAGGCAUGACACUCCUCGAUGAGAGUCUGUCAAUUUGUAGCUUCGUCCGAU